Messenger RNA from Drosophila willistoni, 1273 nucleotides. RefSeq lists its product as uncharacterized. The transcript has a single exon. Gene Ontology annotation, molecular function: protein binding. Lineage: Eukaryota; Metazoa; Arthropoda; Insecta; Diptera; Drosophilidae. The record is from RefSeq and is a predicted model, not a curated record. Bases 123 to 905 code for a protein of 260 amino acids.
CUAGUCAAUUCAGAAUGAGUAUUCUGUGAAUAUGGACUUUGGUUUGACUCAGAGAGAUUUGUCAAGUAAAUAUAAUUAGAGGAAAAAUAAAAUAUAAAAACUUCGUUCCGAUCCGGAAAGAAAUGCGUAAAAUUCGCAAAAUGCAGGUAUUUAUAGUGACUCGUGACGGCCGUAAGAAUAUUUAUGAUGUGGAUCGCUUCGGUAAAGUGAGCGAUCUUAAGAUGCGAAUCGGUCGCAGUCUGAACGUGCCCAUGUGCUUCAGUCGCUUGGCCUACAAGGGCCGCAUCCUACCCAAUGACUGCAUCCUGGAGGAUAUCGGUAUUAAACGUAUGUCUACUUUGGAGCUCUUCUGGCAACCCUUGGUCUUCUCACCAAAACAGAUACGUGAGAAGGAAAUUGAAAUGGAGAAAAUGGAACAGAAGCAAGGAGCAUCUAGCAUGACGGAAGGCUAUGAUCAGAUUAUCAAGUCGGGAGGACUUUUAGCUGCUUCGCAGAGCAAAGGAUUAUUGCAGAUGGAUUCUGUUGAGGCUUUCUCUUUGCUGCCCAAAGGAUCGUUGAACAAGCUGCAGAAUAUCAUUGUGGCCGAUGAUGAGGAUCUUGAUGAAACUCUGUCCUCAGCUUCUUCAGAUGACCUAGAAUUUCUGGCUGCCUAUCGGCGACCUCGCAAGGUUUCCAUAAAAAAAACCGAAUUGGACCUAGAAUUGGAUCUAGAGUUGGAGAAUUUACCAAGUCCCAUCAAAAAUCUUGAUAAUGAUGAAAUUGAAAUUCCAGAUGCCGCCAAACUUCCUAAUAAAGAUAUAGUUACGGAAUUGCCUGAUGUUGAAUCGGUUGAGAAUCAACCCGAGGAAUCAUCGUCCUCUACCAAUCUUAAGAAGAAGACUAAGAAAAAUCGCAAGAAGAAAUAACUUAACAAAAUAUAAGCAAAUAAUAUAAAAAAAAAUAACAAAACAACAGAAAGAAUAGAGGAAACAAAAAACACAACAAAUUUUCAAUAUAAGAAAACAAAUAGAUAGAUGAAUGAUCCAUGAUCCAUAUCAAAAUAAGCGAAUGAUUCGAAUCACAAAAUUUACCAUGUUAUUAACAAAGUCCAAAUAAUGAAUAUGAACGAAAUCCGAAAACAAUAAUGAAUAACGAAAUUAAAGUACAAAACUUUGGAAAGGCGACUUUUCAAGCCCUUCCUGUCUCUUCACACUCCAACACUCUCAAAUCACCACCAACUCACUCCAAAUUAAUUAUAGAUAUAAAUUAUAAAAUGUUAGCUUAUUAUUAUUUA